Molecule: messenger RNA, 1164 nt
Organism: Symbiodinium pilosum
Lineage: Eukaryota; Dinophyceae; Suessiales; Symbiodiniaceae
Source: the annotation of a GenBank genome assembly
AUGACCUCCUUACCAUCACGGCUGGAAGGGAUCAGACCAGCGCUGGAAUCCAUAGCCAGCCAGUCAAGGCGGCCCGAUCGGCUCAUUCUUUCACUGCCAAGGCUCUCGGUGCGCGAAGGCAGAAAGUACGAGCUGCCGGAUCAUGUCAAACAUCUAAUGUCAAGCCAUCCAUGGAUGGAGGUUCAUUGGAUGGAGGAGGAUGCAGGACCAGGCACCAAAUUGCUUGGGGCAGUCGACUGGUUUCAGAAGUCGAUUGGUGUGGCGGUAUCCGGUGACAUGCUGAUGCUGCUAGACGAUGACCACGCUUACCUCCCAUCGGCCAUAGGUGAGCUGUGGCAGAUUCAGCAAAGACUUGGAUCUGGCCACGUCAGCUCCUUCUUUGCUUAUUUUUUCCGUGGGCUAAUGGUGCCACAGGGCGCUGAUAUUGUAGCGCUGCAACUGGACGCAACAACGAUUGAGAACCUUGUCAGCUUUCACAGGUGCUUUGUGAAAGGCGAUGCGGCAUGUUUUUUGGUGGAUGAUCUCUGGACUGCCAUGUUCUACUUUCUCUGCGGGCGGCAGGUGCACUCCUUCCGCGAGAAUGUCCUGAAGAGGGGCAAGGAGACAAUAUACACGCGCACGGACAAUGCAUCCGUGGCGGCGCUGAUGGAUUUAGAGGGAAGCGCGAGAAGGGAUCGCGCAAUGGUGUCCGCAUUUGAGGGCUUGCUGCAGCGUCUUCUCGAAGAGACGCCCCAGCUGCGGAGCCAGCCACUCAGCGAGGAAUCACCGACCUACGCCCUGCAGCUGUUGGCUGUGAGCGGCGCGCUCGGUGCUUUUGGUGUCGCAAUGGGUGCCUUCGGUGCACAUGGGCUGAAGAAGUAUGUCUCUGACCCUGAGCUUCUGGAAUCCUGGAAAACAGCGGCCUGGUACCAGCUGAUUCAUGCUGUUAUGGUUGCCGUCGCUGCCAGCCUUCGAAAAGGCAACUCUGCCCCGAGACUGUUCUCUUACGGCUGUGUUUGCUUCAGCGGAAGCAUUUAUGGCUUGGUCCUACUUCCAAAAGGGCAUAGCUUGCGGAAGAUCCUAGGGCCCGUCACGCCGAUAGGUGGCCUUCUGUUCAUCGCUGGCUGGUUGUCUAUGGCGCUAGGAUCACCGAAGCAGGACAUAUCGAGCCCGCGUCGUGACUGA